Molecule: messenger RNA, 1282 nt
Organism: Ictalurus furcatus (blue catfish)
Lineage: Eukaryota; Metazoa; Chordata; Actinopteri; Siluriformes; Ictaluridae
Gene: hoxa4a
Product: homeobox A4a
Exons: 2
Coding region: 340-1074 (244 amino acids)
Biological process (GO): embryonic skeletal system morphogenesis; regulation of transcription by RNA polymerase II; anterior/posterior pattern specification
Cellular component (GO): nucleus
Molecular function (GO): RNA polymerase II cis-regulatory region sequence-specific DNA binding; DNA-binding transcription factor activity, RNA polymerase II-specific
Source: RefSeq, a predicted model, not a curated record
UACAACCUAUUUCAAACAGUAGGUUGAUCUUCUCCGUGUGCAUAUUUAUUUCAACGAACUCCUAAUCAUCUAUUUAUUGGUAACAUUUUUAGACUGAAUAUUUUUGGUACGUUUUCAAAGAAACAGAGACGCGUGGCUAGUCCGUCAAAUUGUCGUUGUGCGCGUUCUUAGCCUGCUAUUGGUGCUUGUUUACCCGGCACCCACGGAAGAUUUUGAUUGGUCUUUUUUUCCACGUGACUGGACAACUUCGUACAUUUGACAGAGGGAGUAGGUGGGUUUUUGAAGAGAUCUGGAAAAAGACAGUGCGAUAAAAAUAGAAUUGUUGCACAUCACAAAUUAAUGACCAUGAGUUCAUACUUGAUCAAUUCGAAUUACAUCGAGCCAUCUUUCCCGCCCUGCGAAGAAUACGAAGACAACGGCUACAUCUCCGUCUCUUCAGACUACUACGAGCGACCGAAAGAAUCAGGCUUCUCCCAUCACGAAGGGGCAACAUACCCGCGAUCAAACUACCAAGACCCGAGCUAUGAUUACGGGAACACCUCAACCAACGUCCUCGCCGAUUUCAACGAUCGGCUUCACAUACAACCUCGGUCUGUUCCACAAAAUCAUGGGCCCCACCUGGGUACCGAGGGCUGCACAACGACCGCGAACAAGGAUUGUAGCCUCGUCACUGAAGCUCACUCUGACCCGCAGAAGGGAAAAGAGCCGGUAGUCUAUCCUUGGAUGAAAAAAGUCCACGUUAAUUCGUUGACCGCGAACUACUCUGGAGGAGUGCCUAAGAGGUCUCGCACCGCCUACACUCGCCAGCAAGCUCUUGAGCUUGAGAAGGAAUUUCACUUUAACAGGUACCUGACCCGCCGUCGUCGUGUGGAGAUAGCGCAUACCAUGUGUCUGUCAGAGCGACAGGUAAAAAUCUGGUUCCAGAACCGUCGCAUGAAGUGGAAGAAAGACCACAAACUACCCAAUACAAAGAUCCGUUCUAGCAGCUCUUCUUCAUCCAGCCACCAAGUGAAAGCGGACGCGGGCCAGCAGCAGCAGACGUUACUUCCCACUCCAUGUUCAUUAAGUCUAUAAUGGUGGAAGAACAUUAGAACUGAGCAAGACGAGAGAAUACAAAGCAGUAUUCGGACUAACUUCACAGUGUUAAUUUCUAUUUAACAUCGAAGGAGGGGGUGCUUCAGUCUGCCUCUCCCAUUCAAAUUAAUCUAUUUGUCACCUGUCUUUACUCAGACGUUUUGAACUGGAGAAUCCACCCAUCUAACGGGUAGAUCACUUUGCUUCU